Molecule: messenger RNA, 528 nt
Organism: Hemisphaericaspora subhashii
Lineage: Eukaryota; Fungi; Ascomycota; Pichiomycetes; Serinales; Debaryomycetaceae
Exons: 1
Coding region: 1-528 (175 amino acids)
Source: RefSeq, a predicted model, not a curated record
AUGUCAAGUAGUAACCCACAAGAAGAAGUUUACAAACAAUAUUUAAACUAUGAUUGGGAUUCAUUUGAAGAUUUCCAACAAGGAUUAUCAGAGAUUUUACAAAAUUAUUUAAGUAAUUUACAAGAAAAUGAUCCAUCAAUAACAACAAUUCCAGCUUUAGAUAAACAACAAUUAAUUAACCAAGCUAAAGUAUUCUUCUUUUGUAAUCAUACUGGAAAUAUUCUUAAUCUUGAAGAUUAUGAAGACUGGAAAUUACAUAAUGAAGAUAAGUUUAAGAAAAUUACUGAGGUGAAGGAUGUAGAGAUGGAAGAAACACAACCAGAAAGCACAUCGCAAAGUAAUAAUCCUCCAUAUUCUUCCAACUAUCAACAGUUGGUUGAGUUGAUUAUGUCGGGGAAACCCGUGCCUGGAAUCAAAGAGAUCCCGGAUACUGUCUUGACCGACCAAGGGUCAAGUGCAACUGCACCACAAAGAGUUAAACCUUGGGAGAAGAACAAAAUUCCUUCAGAAGAGGACAAUUCUAUAUAA